Molecule: messenger RNA, 2314 nt
Organism: Zootermopsis nevadensis
Lineage: Eukaryota; Metazoa; Arthropoda; Insecta; Blattodea; Termopsidae
Gene: noi
Product: splicing factor 3a subunit 3 noi
Biological process (GO): mRNA splicing, via spliceosome
Cellular component (GO): spliceosomal complex; nucleus
Molecular function (GO): zinc ion binding; RNA binding
Source: RefSeq, a predicted model, not a curated record
CUUUUGCCAUAAAAUGGCACUGUAACCUAGAUUACAAAGAAGUACCAUAGAAAGUAAUCUGUGAAUUGUGGAGAGAGAGAGAAUUUAUGUGAGUUUGUGGUGUGCGGGUUUGUUUUUGGAAGAAUUUUUACAUUUAAUGAAUCAGUAUUAAUUGUAUUUGAGUUAUGGAGACAAUUCUAGAGCAACAACGAAGAUAUCAUGAAGAGAGAGAACGACUUAUGGAUGCAAUGGUAAAGGAAAUGCUUCACAAAAAGUCUGGUUAUCGUGAAGUAAUAAACUCUGAUCAUCGGCUGAAAAUGCUGCUUGAUCAUUUCAUGGAUAGCACUAACAAUUUGAAGGAGUUAUAUGAAGAUAAAGAUGGUCUGCGGAAGGAAGAAGUGGCAGCACUGUCUGGACCAAAUGAAUUUGCAGAAUUUUACACAAGGUUGAAGGGUAUCAAGGAUUUUUACCGACGUUUGCCAAAUGAGGUCAGUGUUCCUAUGUCCGUAGAGUUUGAAGAGCUGGCCAAGCUAAGAGAUAAUCCUUCUGAUGAACAAGCUAAUAUGGUAGAGUUUACAGAUGAGGAAGGGUAUGGCAAGUACUUGGACCUUCAUGAGUGUUACGAGAAGUAUGUGAAUCUGAAGGGCAUAGAGAAGGUGGAUUACAUCACAUAUCUGACAACAUUUGAUCACUUGUUUGACAUCCCUAAAGAUCGUAAAAACUCAGAGUACCGCAAGUAUCUGGAUGUUCUGUUGGAUUACCUUCACAUGUACUUGACACGAGUCCGCCCACUGUUAGACCUGAACGCUGAACUGGAGAAUGUGCAACGACAGUUUCAAACCCAGUGGGAAGCUGGCACCUUCCCUGGCUGGCCCAAAGAAACUGGCAGUGCACUGACACAUGUAGGUGCACAUUUGGACCUUUCCGCCUUUUCAUCGUGGGAGGAAUUAGCUUCCCUCGGACUUGAUCGUCUCAAAUCUGCUCUCAUGGCUCUUGGACUUAAAUGUGGAGGGACUUUGGAGGAGCGAGCCCAGCGGUUGUUUGGCACAAAGGGCAAGAAGUCAUUAGAUCCAUCACUGUUUGCAAAGAACAAGCCAGGCAAAGUGGGACGAGGCAAGGAGAGUGAACGCCAGCGUGAGAUUUCUUCCCUUGAGGCUCAAGUAUACAGAUUCACAGAGCUCUUGUCAGAACAGAGGAAUGCCACAAAAGAAAAUGUUCAGAGGAAACAAGCUCGUACUGAAGGGGAGCGUGACGACUCUGAUGCUGAAGCCAGUGCAAGUGAAUCAGAUGAUGAAGAUGAUAGUGAUGUCCCAUACAAUCCAAAGAACUUGCCGCUAGGUUGGGAUGGCAAGCCAAUCCCCUACUGGCUUUACAAACUGCAUGGACUUAACAUCAGCUAUAAUUGUGAGAUCUGUGGCAACUUUACUUACAAGGGCCCCAAGGCUUUCCAGAGGCACUUUGCUGAAUGGCGUCAUGCUCACGGAAUGAGAUGUCUGGGAAUCCCAAACACAGCUCACUUUGCCAAUGUUACACAGAUUGAAGAUGCCCUUGCAUUAUGGGAGAAGUUGAAGAAUCAGAAGCAUGGAGAGCGCUGGCAACCAGAACAGGAGGAAGAGUAUGAAGAUUCACAAGGAAAUGUUGUUAAUCGUAAGACUUUUGAAGAUCUUAAGAGGCAGGGGCUCUUGUGAUUUACUCUUGACGUGUGAAGUGGAAACUACUGACUUGUCUGGAUAUUUGUGGCAUCUUUAUUUCAGAAGGUGAAAUUACUAUGGACUAUUUAUUCUGGAAGAUACUGGUGAGGUUUCUCCUAUGCCUAGUUAUGUCAUGAGGGUGACAGUCAAAUUUAGUGCAUUUUCAUGCAGCACUUUCCUUACAACAGAUGCUCUUUCCAGACAGACAUUGAGACCAUAAACUCCCCCUGAACUGUUCUUCUAUCCUCUUAAUUUUUUGCUUUCUGCUAGAGUACCUCGUUUCGUGUUUCUGGUCUGUCGGGUUAUGACAUUUAAACUGCCUUUCUGCCAUGUUCUCAUGGAGAAAGUUGGGGGCUGGCCACAGGUGGAAUGAUCAGCACAUCUGCAGUGUUGAAAGCAAAAUUCAGAUGUUACAGUCUUCAUUGUCAGCUCCAGUAUACAUUUCAAACGCACAGACCUACCAUCACUUAUUUUAUUUUAUGCCAGGUAUCAAAUAUUUUAUGGUUUCCUUUUAUAUAUUUUCAAAAAUUUACAUACACUCUGAACUUACCUUUGUCAAUGGUAAUUUUUCAUUUUAGACUGUAGUGUUAUCAAUAAUUUGUGAUUAAUUUAAUAUAGAUUUCACUUUGCACAAUGCAUCAUAA